AUGUCAUCAGCCAGUCCCUUGAAUGAAACACCUGUUUCGCCUCAACUAGACAACUCUACUGGCAGUAAUGAUCCUACAGACUUUGCAGACCAAUCCGAACAAGCUGACCAGAUACCAUCCUCUCCUUCCUCUCCAUCUGCAUCCACAUCUGCUGCCCGCAAACGGACCAGAGCAAGUGCAGAACAGCUAGCUGUUCUCGAAGAUACCUUUGCAGUCAAUGUCAGUCCAAACAACAAACUACGAAAGCAAUUGGCCGAACAGCUCCAGAUGAGUGAACGAUCCAUCCAGAUCUGGUUCCAGAACAGACGUGCAAAAGUAAAGCAUAUGCAAAAGAGAGCACAGAUGCAAAUGCAACAAGCAUCAAUCCGUGCACAACUCUAUCAUUAUCAACAACAGCAACAACAACAGCAAAGUGGUUAUUCUACUACUUCUGGUGCUUCUGCUGCUACUACUCCUAAUACUACAACUACUAACAAUAGUCACCAUAAUCAUAAUCAUCAUCAUCAAAAUCAUCAUCAUCAACAGCAACAACAACAUGUUUAUCAGCAACAACAAGUUCAUCAAUACUCUCUCCAAAACAAUCCUCAUCCUCAUCAUCUUCACCACCCUCAACAACAUCAACAGCAUGUUUAUCAUCAACAGCAGUUGCAGUUGCAGUUGCAACACCAGCACCGUAUGUUAUCGCGUGCUCAGAGUGUAGAUGCCAUCCAGCCCUUUACACCUCCUUAUGGCUCACAGUGGCAAGCCUACAACAUUUCACGCCAGAGUAUGCCCCCCAACGCCCAGGACAUCAUGAUCGAUCUGCCCGACUACCUCCACGGCCCUCCAUCUCCAUCCCCUUCUCCUCAGCGCGACUUUCACUCUGCAGCUCCCCUACAAUACCCCCUCGAUCCCACUCUUCUUCCCACUCUUGUCCCAGUCCCUGACGCAGGUCCAACUGCAAUGCUUGCCACCCACGAUUUCCGUUCAAAAGGUCCAAACACACCCGCAAACACACCUCCUACUGAUCCAUCGCUCUGGCCAACAAACAAUGAUAUUCCUCAAAGACCUCAAUUACCAUCCAGUCAAUUGGUCAAUUCUUCAAUUCAUCCUUCACGAACCCUGACCAACCCAACCAUCAGCACCGUCAAUCCUGCAGCACUCAGUAUCCCAUCAUCUAACCCUCCUCUUUCUUCCACAACCACCACUAGCAGUAGUGCUGCCAACCUUCCUCUUUCUUUACCUCAAGUACAAGGCAUCAAAGAAUCUUACUUUAAUGCCUCGACUCUCAUAAUCGGUUCCUGGCAUCGUCUCAAGCUCCGUGCUACUGACCUGCUGUGUGUCUACAAACCAGAACUAAACCACUUUUCGUGGCACAUCACAGACAGCAAUUGCCACUUCAAGAUGGUCACAUCCAUCGACUCUGUUUCGUCCAUCAGCCAUGUUUCUUCAGUAGACAAUAACAACCCCAACAACAACAGCCAGAUGAUCUACUUUGACAUUACCGAACCUCCUCUGUUUUACAUGGAAGCCAACCAGGACGGCGCGUCUGUCUGGAUCCAGUGCAGCGAUUUCACAGAAGGAAAACAGGCCUCGCGUUUCUUCAGACACACGCUCAAGGGUAUCGGACACACGCUCAAAGAAGACCUGAUGGUCAUGAUGAACAGAUACGAAAAGCUACGUCGACUGGUCCGCUUCUUAAACCACACCCAAGUUGCACCAGAACCGAUGGUCAUCCAAACCAAUUACACCAUGCCUGUAUCCGUACCCGUACCCGUACCUCAACCUCAACCUCAAACUCAAUCCCAAUCCCAGCAAGCCAUUCCAUACUGGCCUGCACCACAACCACAGCCAUUGCCAUUGCACACCAACAAUAGCAACAGUAUUAUUGGCAGUAAUAAUAUGUUCAUGAACCAGUCUCCUACUAUAGCUUAUGGACCAUAA
Molecule: messenger RNA, 1923 nt
Organism: Phycomyces blakesleeanus NRRL 1555(-)
Lineage: Eukaryota; Fungi; Mucoromycota; Mucoromycetes; Mucorales; Phycomycetaceae
Product: Homeodomain-like DNA binding domain-containing transcription factor
Exons: 3
Coding region: 1-1923 (640 amino acids)
Biological process (GO): regulation of transcription by RNA polymerase II; neuron differentiation
Cellular component (GO): nucleus
Molecular function (GO): RNA polymerase II transcription regulatory region sequence-specific DNA binding; DNA-binding transcription factor activity, RNA polymerase II-specific
Source: RefSeq, a predicted model, not a curated record